Molecule: messenger RNA, 795 nt
Organism: Chilo suppressalis (striped riceborer)
Lineage: Eukaryota; Metazoa; Arthropoda; Insecta; Lepidoptera; Crambidae
Source: the annotation of a GenBank genome assembly
AUGGAUUCGUCAGAAGCGCAAGUUGAGGAGGAUCUAAUCUUUCCAAGUACAUCUUCCAGCAGGAAUGAAGAGCCAGUGUUGUCAGUUGAUGUUUCAAGAGAUGUUCUAGUUAAUGAAAUGGCAGAUUCAGUCAUACCACCAGAAUUGUACAGAGCAACAGAAGAAACAGCAGAGAAUGAAGAUACAGCUAAACUAACAUUGGCUUAUGAGAAUCUUUAUGAAUUGCCAAGGACCAUUGUGGAAAGAUUUUCUGACCACAUUAAAUAUUUAGAUAUCAGUCAUAACAAAAUUACAUGCCUGGAUGCUCUAGUGCAUUUCAAACAUCUGACAUCCCUCAUAGCUGAUCACAAUCCCAUCACAGAAAAUUGUUUUUUACCCCCAUUGCCUAAAUUAGAGUUAUUAUGGUUGAACCACUGUAAAAUCGCAUCUCUCUUCCCUUGGGUAGGCAAGUUGAAAGAGACCUGUCCGAAUCUUCAGUACUUGUGCUUGAUGGGGAACCCCGCUGCGCCUAGUUAUUUCAACGGAGGCACGUUUUAUGAAUAUUUGCAGUAUAGGCUCUUCGUCAUCUCUCAGUUCCCGUCUCUAAAUCAUUUGGACGACAGAAAAGUUACAGACGACCAAAGGGCGGAAGCUCAAAGGCUAUACAAAAGACCGUUCUUCGAAAGGAUAGUUAAGCCAGGAUCAGGGGGUUUCAGCCAAUUGGUCCAUUCUUCAGUCACUUGGAGCGGAGUCCAGAACAAAUUGACCACGUUGCUGGGUAAAGAAAGGCAGGGCAAUAGGAAUCUUUUGAUAUGA